AUGGCCCCCGUCCUCGGCCGGGGUGCCCGCUCACCAGCUCUGCGCAGGAAGCGGGCGGCCGGCUACGACUUGACCUCGCUCUUCGUGGGCUCUGAGGGCACUCUGGGCUUCCUGACUCAGGCCACGCUGCGCCUGCACCCGCUGCCUGAGGCCACUGCUGUCACUGUCACUUCCUUCCCCAGCGUGGGGGCGGCCGUGGCUUGCACCGUCCAUGUGCUGCAGGCUGCCGUGCCUGUGGCCCGCAUUGAGUUUCUGGAUGAGGUGAUGGCAGAUGCCUGUGGCCGCUUCAGUGGGAUGGGGCUGCCAGCAGCAGCCACGCUCCUCCUGGAGCUGCACGGCUCCCGGCGUAGCCUGGCUGAGCAGCAGCAGCAGACGGAGGAGAUUGUGCGACAGAACGGUGGCUCCAGCCUGGCCUGGGCGGAGGGGCUGGAGGAGCGUGAGCAGCUCUGGUCCAUGCGCCACAAUGCCUGGUACGCUGCCCUGGCGCUGCGGCCCGGCUGCCAGGGCUACUCCACAGACGUCUGUGUGCCCAUCUCCCGCCUGCCUGACGUGGUGGUGGAGACCAAGCAGGACCUGCAGGCCUCCGGCCUCACCGGACCCAUGGUGGGACAUGUGGGCGAUGGCAACUUCCACUGCAUCCUCGUCUUCAACUCCCACGACCCGGAGGAGGCCCAGCGCGUCCACGCCUUCACCCAGCGCCUGGGCAGGCGGGCACUGGCAGCAGGGGGCACCUGCACCGGGGAGCACGGCGUGGGGCUGGGCAAACGAGCGCUGCUGCAGGAGGAGCUGGGCCAGGAGGGCCUGGACACCCUGCGCUCCAUCAAGGCUGCACUCGACCCCCACAACCUCAUGAACCCCGGCAAGGUGCUCUGAGGGGGAGCACCAGCACUGAAUUGACAGUGAGGAGCCUCAGCCCCUGAAGUCAGGGCCAGGGUGGCAUGCUGCUCUGCAGUGCCACUGUAUGUGUCCCCUACAAAUCCCUUCAUCCCCACUUCUGGGGGUCAGGGAUCCUCAUAUCCCCAAUAAACCCUUUGGACUCACA
Messenger RNA from Cyanistes caeruleus (blue tit), 1042 nucleotides. NCBI's taxonomy places the organism in Eukaryota, Metazoa, Chordata, Aves, Passeriformes, Paridae. The record is from RefSeq and is a predicted model, not a curated record.